UCCGAAAUCGCGACCGGUUCCGCACGAUGCUGCUCGAUACGCUCAUGUGGAGGUCACCUCAUGAAAUUGUUUCUCCACCCUGACGCAUCGCGGUCGGAGGGGCUUACUCGACGCCGGACCGUAUUGCGCCAGGCCAGAUGUGCCAAUGCCUCACUUUGCCAUUUCCCUCUAUAAAAACAGGUCGCGUUCCGAAUCCCCCAUUUUCCCAUGAAAGUACUCCUCUGUCAGCAACUCUCAAGUCAAUCAGUAAGCAGACGUGCGAGCAUAAAAGACAGCACUACCGACACCAUGCAGCUCAAGAACGCAGUUCUCUCCAUUUUUCUUCUCUUGUCGUGUUCACUGGUGAAUUCCACACCUGUUUAUAGGCGACAUGAACUUGUCGAUUUGGCCGUCAAAGUCACAGGUCAAGCUCGGUUCCUUUGGGUAGCGCACGUCGCCACAACAGGAGAUUAUGCCAUAGCUGUUGGCAGCGACAACUGGGACCUCGCUAACGCCAUCAAACCUAAAGCACUUGAGAUUGCACCAAAGAUGGCCAAUUUCCUUGGAUCUUUCUACCCGGACGCGGAUGUCGGCACUUUCGAAAAGCUCUUUGCGGAACAUAUCGUCCUGCUUUCCAAGAUCACGGACGAAACAAAAGCUGGGAACACGGAGAAAGUCAAGGAAUUGUAUAAGACCCUACUGGAUGGCACCAAGAAGCUUUCUGCAGUGGUCGAGAGCUUCAAUCCCCCUGCGUAUCCCAAGGACAAGAUAUUCGCUUUGUUGAAAGAACACGAAGACCUAGCAAUUGGAGCCGCCGGAGCCAUCAUUGAGCACCGCAAUGAGGAGGGAUAUGGGCUGGCUACGAAGGCGUUGGAGCAGAGUCAGGUCAUUGCUGACGGAUUGGCGGCUGGCAUUUAUCAAAAGCUGGGCUAUUGAGGGAAUGGAGGAGUUUGUACCUGUUCACUAUUGCCUGUAGGUCGUUGUCUACAAUAUCCUAGAGUAUCAUAUGUCAUAGUAUAUCGCAGUGAUAUGAAAAUAUAAUACCCUGUCAAAACGGA
Molecule: messenger RNA, 1037 nt
Organism: Spizellomyces punctatus DAOM BR117
Lineage: Eukaryota; Fungi; Chytridiomycota; Chytridiomycetes; Spizellomycetales; Spizellomycetaceae
Exons: 2
Coding region: 208-915 (235 amino acids)
Source: RefSeq, a predicted model, not a curated record